GGAUCCUGAUGUCUCUCUGAUUAGUUCCAGAAGUUUCCGAACAAUCCCUGUGCCCCUGGUGGGAGUCGGGGGAGACGUUUUUGUGGAAACUUCCGGCCGGAAGGCGGAACGGAGGUUCGGGGCACGGUGUUCCUCGUGGCGGAGCCGGCGUUAGGGGGACCGGAAGUGUCGGUCACGCGGCGAUGGCGGAGCGGGUUCAGUGGCGGCUCGAGGAGAGACUCCCGGAGCUGGAGCAGCUGCAGAGAGUGGGUCUGCUCAGCGGCCCCGAGGGCAGAGCGUUGAUGAAGAAGGUUACAGCUUUGGAGCACAAGGUGCAGAGACGGAUGCUGAACAAGGAGAGUUUCAUCAGCUAUAUCCAGUAUGAAAUUAACUUUUUGGAAUUGAUCAAGAGACGGCGAGUGCGAGCUGGCUACUACUUCAAGAAAGAAGAAAUUGAAUACGCCAUUGUUAACCGCAUUCACGCCCUGUUCAGGCGAGCUCUCUCCAAGUGGAAGGCGGAUGUCCAGUUGUGGCUCUCUCAUAUCGCAUUUUGCAAAAAAUGGAAUGCCAAGCUGAAGCUGAGCAAAGUGUUCUCUGCGAUGUUGGCCAUUCAUCCAGACAAACCAGCUUUAUGGAUGAUGGCGGCAAAGUGGGAAAUGGAGGAUCAGUUAUCAUCAGAAAGUGCCAGACAUUUAUUCCUGCGAGCUUUGCGUUUCCACCCAGAAUCUCAGAAGCUGUACCAGGAGUAUUUCCGGAUGGAGCUGAUGCACGUGGAGAAGAUGCGAAAGGAGAAGCAGCUGCUGGAAAUGGCAGAGCUGAAGCUGACCGAAGCAGAGUAUCCAGAGGAGAUUGUCCGUGGCGAUUUGGCUCGUAUUGUUUAUAAGAAUGCCAUUGAGAAGAUUCCAGGAGAUGCAGAGUUCCACCUGUCCUUUUGGACAAUUGCAGUGAUGUUUGAUUUCACACAGGACCUUUGCAAAGAGAUUGUGGAGGACCUACAGACUCUGCACGCUGACCACCCAGUGUGCUGGGACUUUGUGGCCAGGCAGGAGUUAGAUGCAGACUUGCCGGUAGCGGAGUGCUCCAAACAAACAAAAGCCUCUGAAGUUGCUCGUAGGGAGGAGCAGUGCUGGGCUGUCUAUGAGAAAGCUGUCGCCUCUGUGCCUACAGAAGCCAUGUGGAAAUGUUAUAUCAGUUUCUGCCUGGAAAGGUUUAAACGGAAAACCAACAAUGAAUUUCUUCGAAACAAGAGACUGAACAAGGUGCUGAAUGUCUUUGAAAAGGCCAGUGAAUCCUCCCUUUUACCCCAGGCUUUCUAUAAACAAUGGCUUCGAUUGUUAGUGGACCAUGGUGACGCUGAGAAAGCGCUCCGAUUGGUCAAGUCUGAAAGUGCUAACUUUGCCGGUUCGGUGCAGAUGUGGCAGAGCAGCUUGGAGGUUCUGAUCGAGCUACAGAGUCCAGAUGUCAGCCAUAUCUUUCAGGAGGCUUUCCAGAAGGUCCCUGCUAAGGACACUUUGCCUCUGUGGCUUCUCUGUUUAGAUUGGAGUGAAAGUACGAGCAGUGUCGAUGAGACUGAAUCUGUCUAUCAGCGUGCACUGCAGACACCAAUUGCAGCUGUCUCUGUCGCUGUGAAAGAGAGAUAUGUUGACUGGGCCCUUAAAGCCAAAGGCUACAAGAGAGCAAGGAAAGUCUUCAGUAGUCUUUGUGAAAAUGGGCCCUUUUCUUUAGAGUUUUUCAAGAAAAUGAUUGCGAUUGAGAAGCAGCAGGAAUGCAGCAGAAUGGAGCAUUUGAGGGAAUAUUACGAGCGGGCACUGCGGGAGUUUGGAUCUACAAAUGCUGAUUUGUGGCUGGAGUAUAUCAAGGAAGAGCGGGGACACCCCCAGGGUAAACCUGAGCUGACAGGUCAGAUCCAUUGGAGGGCUAUGAAGACACUGGCUGGAACCGAGGUGGACCAGUUUGUGUCUCAGUAUACCCUGCUACAGACUGGUCACUUGUAACAUCCAACCAACAUUCCAUUUGGAAUGAAACCUUCAUCUUGUGAACAUUCCCAGUCGUUUCUGGACUCUGUCACUGUGCUGGAGGAUUUUCAGGUUGAUCUUGUUUGGAUUUCAGAAUCUCCUUGAGUUUAGAGCUUGCUGCUGUGUCACAGCCAGACCCUGUGCCUGGGCAGCAUUUAAGACAUGGUCUGUCUGAACUUGCCCAGCAAUGUGUUAGUGAUGUACCUGAGCAAUCUUAACCUGAGUGAAAAUAAACCACAAUCCUACAGGAAACUUCA
Stegostoma tigrinum is the source of this 2251-nucleotide messenger RNA. RefSeq names its product UTP6 small subunit processome component (gene utp6). Gene Ontology annotation, molecular function: protein binding; snoRNA binding. The transcript is spliced from 19 exons. NCBI's taxonomy places the organism in Eukaryota, Metazoa, Chordata, Chondrichthyes, Orectolobiformes, Stegostomatidae. Bases 183 to 1973 code for a protein of 596 amino acids. Gene Ontology annotation, biological process: maturation of SSU-rRNA from tricistronic rRNA transcript (SSU-rRNA, 5.8S rRNA, LSU-rRNA). The record is from RefSeq and is a predicted model, not a curated record. Gene Ontology annotation, cellular component: Pwp2p-containing subcomplex of 90S preribosome; small-subunit processome.